This is a messenger RNA of Aspergillus tubingensis, 1821 nucleotides long. RefSeq names its product replication factor A subunit protein RFA1. The record is from RefSeq and is a predicted model, not a curated record. Bases 1 to 1821 code for a protein of 606 amino acids. NCBI's taxonomy places the organism in Eukaryota, Fungi, Ascomycota, Eurotiomycetes, Eurotiales, Aspergillaceae. The transcript is spliced from 6 exons. Gene Ontology annotation, molecular function: DNA binding. Gene Ontology annotation, cellular component: nucleus. Gene Ontology annotation, biological process: DNA replication; DNA repair; DNA recombination.
AUGUCUUCAGAAGCAGCAUCUCAGGUCUCCGUUGGGGCACUCAGCGCUAUCUUCGAUGAUACAAAGCCUCAAACGCGUGAGCCUAUUGUUCAAUGUGUCCAGAUAAAGCAAUUGCCAUCUCAACAGAGCCACCCGGAACGCUACCGAGCGGUAUUCAGUGACAUUUCAAAUUAUGUGCAGACGAUGCUUGCGACCCAAUUGAACCCCAUGGUGUCUAGUGCGCUAUUACGGAAGGGAUGUUUUGUUCGCCUGAAGUCGUUCCAAGCGAACUCCGUGAAAGGCAAAAAGAUCCUUAUUAUUCUCGACCUUGAAGUCUUGGAGGGAUUGGGGGAGGCCGAGAAGAUUGGCGAACCAAAACCACUCGAAAGUAAAACAGAUGAAGACGACAAGCACCAACCCACUACAAUCUCCAGCAACGGUUUCUAUGGAUCGAAGAUGUCAGGCGCACAGGCCCAGUCAAAUACCGGAGUGCAGUCAGCACGACCUGUUUUGGCCGCAGCGCAUGCUACUAUAUAUCCCAUCGAAGCUAUUUCACCAUAUUCUCACAAAUGGACGAUCAAAGCACGCUGUACGAGCAAGACAAAUAUCAAGACUUGGCACAAUAGGAAUACCGAAGGGAGGCUCUUCAGCGUCAAUCUACUGGACGACAGUGGCGAAAUACGAGCUACUGGAUUCAACGACCAAUGCGACAUGCUGUAUGACGUCUUCCAGGAGGGCGGUGUAUACUAUAUCUCCAAUUGCCGCGUGCAAAUUGCCAAAAAACAGUUCACGAACUUGAACAACGAUUAUGAGCUGACUUUUGAAAGGGAUACGGUGGUUGAAAAGGCAGAGGAUCAGAGUGAUGUUCCCCAGGUUCGAUUCAAUUUCACUUCUAUCGGUGACCUCCAAUCGGUAGAAAAAGAUACUACGAUCGAUGUGAUAGGCGUGCUGAAAGAGGACAUGGGGGUUUCACAGAUCACAUCCAAAACUACAAACAAGCCCUAUAACAAGCGCGAGCUGGUCAUGGUUGACAAUACCGGAUUCUCUGUUCGCCUGACUAUCUGGGGCACUACAGCUCAGAAUUUCAACGCCUUGCCCGAGUCUGUAAUAGCUUUCAAAGGCGUGAAGGUCUCUGACUUUGGCGGGCGUAGUCUGAGUUUGCUGAGCUCGGGUUCAAUGGCGGUUGAUCCUGACAUUGAGGAAGCCCACAAGCUCAAAGGCUGGUAUGACGCACAAGGCAGAGAUGAGAAUUUCUCUUCACAUGCUUCCUUAUUAGGCACAGCCUCAUCAACGAUGAAGUCGGACCAGUUCAAGACAAUCGCCCAAAUAAGAGAGGAGCAAUUGGGUAUGUCGGAGGAAGCGGUUUACUUUUCGCUGAAAGCAACAGUCAUCUACAUAAAGCAGGACAACAUGUCCUUUGCUUAUCCUGCUUGUCUCUCAGAAAAUUGCAACAAGAAGGUGACCGAGCUUGAUCCCGGCCAGUGGCGCUGUGAGCGCUGCGAUAAGACUCACCCCCGACCAGAUUACCGCUACAUAAUGCAUGUUAAUGUCAGCGACCAUACCGGCCAACUUUGGCUAAGCUGCUUUGACGACGUGGGCAAAUUGAUGAUGGACAUGUCAGCCAAUCAGUUAAUGGAACUGUUCCAGACGGAUGAGAAAGCAGCUGGCGACGCAUUCCAGGAUGCCAAUUGCCGGACCUGGAAUUUCCGAUGCCGUGCCAAAAUAGAUCAUUUCGGCGAACAACAACGUAUACGGUAUCAGGUAUCCUCGGCCAACCCGAUAAAUUAUUCCCACGAGGCUUCACGCCUUGCCGAUCUUAUUGAAUCUUACAAUGUAUCUUGA